This is a messenger RNA of Mycosarcoma maydis (corn smut), 5439 nucleotides long. RefSeq lists its product as uncharacterized. Bases 1 to 5439 code for a protein of 1812 amino acids. Lineage: Eukaryota; Fungi; Basidiomycota; Ustilaginomycetes; Ustilaginales. Gene Ontology annotation, cellular component: cytoskeleton. The record is from RefSeq and is a predicted model, not a curated record. The transcript has a single exon.
AUGGCGCGCCUACCUUUGGCUUCCGACCGAUGGGCAGACGCUCCGACUCAGCUCGUCUCGUCCCGUCUCGAGCAAGGUGCGCGUCUCGGUUCGACGCCUUCCAACAGCAUCGACUCCACCUCUUCUUCGCUACGCCGUCCAGAAAUCUCGCAUCGCACGCUCUCGGACUCGUCAUCCUCCGCUAAUCGUCAAGCUGCUCGUCUUGAACGUACAGAGAGCGUCAUGAGCACCGCCUCUGCAUCUUCCGAGAUGUCCACCGCUGCCACCAUCGCAAAGGCCAGUACCGCCACCAUUCGUAAGCUUCAGCGUAACGACGACGCAUCCGCCAAGGCCAUCCGCUUUGCAAAGCCAAAAAAAGAUCCCGAUUCCAUCACACCUUCGUCUUCCAACGAUCACAUGAGCAAUCACAGCACCGAUGCCGCAGAAAACCACUCCUCCCCUAUCUCACUUGCAGAUCAAUCUCACAGCACUGUCACCGACUCUUUCGACACUACUGUCCGUACCCCAGCUGAUCUCCCAUCGCACCCUGGCUUGGUCACAUUUGACCACCAAUCCGAUCACACCUUGCGCAGUGGCAUCACCCUCGAUCUUGUCGAUGAGCCAAAGUCUUUCUUCUCAGACUCGCUAUCCACUAUCGACUCCAGUCAAUCCAAGUCGGCUUCCACAUCCUCUCGACCUGCGCCUCUUUAUCCAGAAUCCACCGUCACGCGCCCAGGCUCACACAGAGGCUCUGAUCAUGCCUACAGCGAGCUCGCAACAUCCAUAUCGUGCUCCUCCUCCUAUCAGAGCGCUGUGUCCUCGCUCAACCCUUCAACCGACUUGUUCCCCCACGUGUUUCACUCUCAACGCUCUCUCGGCCCUUCACCGCUCAGCAUCAACAAACCUCCUCACCCCGCCAAGGUUGGUCUGGGCAUCCAGACGCAAGUCCCUCCACAGCUCACAGACGCCUCCAUACCCACUUCCCGCUACCUUGCUGGCUCUUCGCUUGAAGUCGUCCCAGAGGCACGCGAGUCGCCCUACAUGGGCAGUCGCGCUAGUCACGCCACCUCUACGCCAGAUGCCAAUCAACAAUCACUGUUGAGCAUAUCCACCGCCCUUCCGCACAACAUCGAACCCGUCUGGGGAGAGAGUCACUCUGCUUACAACUCUGUCUCCACAGAUCGCGACUUGGGAGCAAUGUCCUCUUUCUCCUUUCCCCGCUCUGGUUCAUCCUCUGUAGGCCUCACAAGUACAUCUGGCAGACCAAGCCAAUCCGCAUCUUUGUCCGCCAAUUUUCCUCGCUCUCCCGGCAGCGCUUUCCACUCGUCCAACGCUUCCAUCCAGUCGCCACAUCCUCUCUCGUCCAAGACAAGCGACACAGGUCUUCUCCAUGCCUCAAGCUGGUCAUACGUGCCUCCAUCCUCUUAUGCUGGCUCCAACAUCAGCUCAACAGGCGCCACUUCGGCGCUCGGCUUCACUAGCCUCAAUGCCACCAAUCGCGAAGAUAUGCUUCAUCGGAUUUUGCUCGACCAAGCCCGCGUCGACUGUCAAGAGUACGGUACGCUCAGCUUGGAGCAUGUCGCCGAAGCAAAGCGCGACCUCAAACACGUCGAGCGCAAAGUUGACUCUCUUCGCACAAAGCUCAAAGUUGAGAUCAAAAUUCGUGAUGCUGCAGUCGCCCUCCGCAAAGCCCACCGAACAACCGCCGCAUCGGCCCACUCGCCCGCCUCUUCGAUCAAUCUCGCUGUUUCACCCACCUUGACAGGUUUUGCAAAUGCUUCGACAUCCGGUGGCAAUUUUGCUUCCAACUCUUCCUCUUCGACCACUUCUUUUGCUGCGCAAAGUCGUGCCCUCAGCAUCUCGGCCAGUGAGGCCAAGGCUGACGAAGAUGUCAAUGUAGCCACCGCAAAGGUCGACAAGGUUGCCAACGAGCUCUUCAAGUGGACAGAUCGCGCCAACACGCUUCGUCGCAAACUUCUCGAGCACCAGGCCGCCACGCUCUCCGAACGUGUUCAGCGUCUCGAGUCCGACCGCCAGCUCAUGGAAGAAAGGCUACCUUCUCUUACCACCUCGGCAUCCUUCGAAUCACUCGCACCAUCGGCAUCUGCUUCUGCCGUCGGCCUCACACGCUAUCGAGACACAGGAUAUCGCCACCAGCCGUCUGCAGAUGAUCCUUACCUUCCCAAAGGUCCCGACAACCCACUUCGCCACAACCGCCUCGAGUCAGACGUUAGCGCCAUCAGCGGCUCCAGCUUCCUCGGCGCCGCCGCUUCUGAAAAAGUUCGACGGCUAGCUGAGGAGCUCGAAAAAAAGCGUGACAUGGUCCACAAGCUUGAGACUGACCUUGAGUCCGUUAGAGACGCAGCACGGCGUAAAGACGAGACCUCGGAUCGACUGACGCAGCAGCUCGAAGAACAGUCACGCGAGCGCAGCCACGCGAUAACAGAGCUACGCACUCUCAAACAGCAGUUGUCUCUCCAGGAAGAAGUCGCACGCCAGACACAAAUUCGUGCUAUCCAUGCGGCUACUGCCGACGUCGAGGAGAGGAUGCACAGGCAGUUUGAGCAGAGCCGCAGUCGCGACCACGAAAAGGAGGAUGCCUUGGUCAACGCCAAAGCAGAGAUGGUGGCUAGUCAACGCGCCCUUGUCGACUUGCAGUCCCGGCUUGACGCUUCGCAGAACGAGAUCAAGGCACUUCAAGCCCGCGCACAGGCAGCAGAAAAAGCUUCGGAAGAGCACAAACGCCAGUUGGAUCGAGUACGAGACGAAUCGACACAACAUUUGGCGCAAGGUACUCAGGACUUGUCAUCACUUCAGGCCAAGUUUGACACGGUCAUCGCCGAACAGGACAAGACCAACGCUCUGGCCGCCAAGCGUGCCCAGACGAUUGUGGAGCUUGAGAAUCAGCUCAACCAGGCGCGAGACGCAUUCACUGCUGACAAGGCUUCACUGAUUGCAGAACAUGCUGCGGCGAUCGCAGUUCACCAGGGGCAGCUCGCGCAAGCACGCAGAGACCUCAGCGGCAAGACACAGGAGCACGCCGAUGCUGAAAAGCAAAUCACUGCAUCACAGCAACGCAUCGUCGAGACACAAGCUCGAGCAGAGCAGGCCGAAGGCAAGCUGCGGGAGCUCGAGCUUGCAGUAGGUGCAGAGCGACGCAUCAUGGCUGAACGCGAUGAGCUCUUCCACGCCUUCGAACGCCGUCUCGAGACUGCAGAGAAGCGUCUGCAAGACCAAGACAAACGAUGCGCAAGGAUGCUGGGUAAGCUCGAAGGUCGCGAAGAGAUGGACGAUCUGCUCGAGCGAAUCAAAGCUGGUGCUGCAGGUGUCUCCAAGAAGGAAAAAACAGCCGGUCAGGAUAUUGCAGCUUUGCUUUCCAGUCUUGAGACACACAUCGGCGAUCUCGAGCUCGAGCUUGCCCGUGCCAAUGCGCAGCUUUCAGGCUCACCGCGCGACAGCUUUGCAGCUUCUGACUCGCCUACCUCCACCCCGCAGCACGACCAGCUUCAAGCUAGUCUGCAGGAGGCUCAGCGAUGGAAGACGGAAGCUGAACGUCUCCAAGACCUUCUCAAAGCAGACGGAAACAAACAGAGCGACGCUCAAUCUCAAGCCGAAGAGCAAUUGCAGAAGCUCCAAGCACAGGUACUCUCGCUAACCGAGCAAAAUAAGGGUGUCAAGCUGGAGGGGCAGGAGCGGGUUCAGCAACUUGAAGGUACUCUGCACGAGCUUUCCAAGAAGAACGAGGAGCUUGAACGUCAGUGCAAGGAGCGCGUCAAGCAGCUGGAAGAGAAGAUCAAUCAUCUGGAAGCACAAAAGCGUGUGCUAGAGAAGCAAUUUCGAAGUACACAGAGCUCUGUGUCUCCCGCCAACUCUAUCGACGCUUUGCCGCUCCGGGCAAGCAAGGUCACUUCGCCGCUUGAUGCAUCUUUGCCUCUGCAGAACAAAGGCGUCGGGAAUCUCAUCGACAGGUUUGGCGGUGGUCGUAAACUACCUUCCGACCUUCGCAAUGAUGACUCUCCCACCGUGUUGCAUGCAUGCAUCCGGUCCGCCGAGAAACUUCGUGCAAUGUUGCCGGAUCUGUCGACUGCUGCCAAAGGCUCGGCGGACUUGCAUGCUCUGCGGGAUGCUUUCCAGGCUAACGGCUCUGUGCUAAACAGCCCGACAAGUUCGAGGUCGCCGACAUCAGCGCGUUCACUGCUUGGUAGUGGUGCUGACUUGCAAGCUGAACUCGAUGCGAUAGCGGAGCGUUUGCGAAGUACAUUAGCCAUCAGUCGGACUGUCAUUGAUUUGGCUUUGGAGGCCGAAGCAGACAAGGAGAAUUUCGGUUCUUCCGAGAGCAAACAAGAGCAAGCAGCCGCUAUGCGCGCACACACCCAAGCGCUGUCUUCACAGCAGGCUUUGGUGACGAGAAUCACCUCCUUGACUUGCAAAGUCAAAGAGCAGACUGACCGUGAAAGGCGCCUCAAGGCAGAGAUGGCGCUGCUGCGCCAGCAGCUCGAGGAAGCUCACAAUGUCGAGCGUGCACCGUCGUCGCCAUCCGGCCUCACCCUCGGGAACGGCUCGAUGCUGGGUUUGUCCACAUCACCGGCCAGAGCGAGUGAUGCUAGCUUACUCGGAUGUUCGAAAAAUCUUGGCCAAAGAAGCUCGAACAAGUCGUUGCGGACGCUCAUGGGCGAAAAGGCUAGCCCAACCUCGUUGAAUGCACAUGUCUCAAGCGGUGCCUCGCUUGCUCCGCCGCGAUCACCGUCUGCUCUGGACGCAAUGCCUUCACCCACGAAGUCCAACGUCAGCGCCAAUUCUUCUCCGUCGAUCCGAUACAUCCCGCCGUUUGCGCCACCCAGCAUGGACGGCCGCACGCAUCAGAGACUCGCGUUAGAGUCACGCAAUUUGGGCACAGACAGCGGCGGUGGCAACGCCACCCUCUCAGACAUCUCGAACAAGGUUGCAACGUCGGACACCAUGUCGUUACGAUCGGGCAGCAGUCCCAGCUCUACCUAUCUGGGGUUGCCAAGCUCUGCUGUCAGUCUUGCAGACACAUCUCAAUCUUCUGCAUCAGCGGCGCGCCUGGGUGUAGAUCCGCAGUCUGCGCUUAGUUCAAUUUCAAAUGGUAUGCUCAAGCGAACCAUCACGCUCGGAAUGGACGUUCCUCAGCUUGUCUCUCGUGUACGCGAACUCGAGCGACAACUUGCGCAGACAGCUUCGAUCCGACAGCGUGCCGAGCGCGUGACGGAGCUCGAGCUCGAGUUGCGCCAAGCAAAUCAGGCCUACUCGAAGCUGCUUGACCGCAUGGACGCCGAGCGCGACAUUGAUACGCAUCAAAAGGUCGAUAUUCUGAACGAGCUCAACGAUGCGCAAUCCAAGCUGCAGACGACACAGGUCCAAAUACAACGCGCACAGAGCCUAUCUCCCUAUGUGUCGCCCCUCAUGACGUCGAAGCCGCUUCCUCCACCAAAGGAUUGA